GGAUGGUUGGAGGGAUGUCUGGAGGGAUGUCUGGAGGGAUUGUUGGAGGGAUGGCUGGAGGGAUAUUUGGAGGAAUAGCUGGAGGGAUGGUUGGAGGAAGGGGUGUGCUCUCAUUGCAGAAGGCCCGGGUAUUGCACAGGCAUGCUGCUGCGUUACUGCUCAAGUCACCCACCAGGGGAUGCGUUUGCCUUGCCAGAAGCCGUCUCUUUAAUCCCUGGGAAAAGCGUGCCUUUUCCUUCCUUCGGCCACUUGCUGGGAGGGCUCGGCUCCUCGGAGAUUUUACCAUAAUCUGAGCUCAAUCUAGUGGCUGCCCAAAGGCCCUGUUUCAGCAGAUGUGCCUGACAGGAGCAGUGGUGCUUCAUUAUAUGAGAUUUCACAUUGCUGGCCCACAAUACAAGACAAGUCUUUGACCUCUGGUGCGCACAUUUUGCUCAGGUAAGGUUUGUGAAAACAUUGAGAACUGUACUGUUAUGUGCUUGGCUAAUCAGUUUGCUCAUUUCUGUGUGAUUUUGAGGCAAUUUGCCCAUCACAGCCCUGCACACACGUGGGCACUGUACUGGAGUGGGGAUGGAACAAGGAGAGCUUCUGCAGAGAGAAUCAACUUGUCAUGACUUGCUCCAGCUGUGGCUGAGGGCUUCAUCCCAGCUGGACACCCAGGGUGGACUUGGCAAUGUCAGCCAGAACAUGCUCUAUAGCUGGCCAGCAGUGAAAAAGAAACUUGCUCUGACGUCUCUUUGUCAGGGAGGUUAUUUUAAAUUUGAGUUUACUGGGCUUGUAGGCAUUGUUUUUACCUUGAGCAGUGUAGGAAACUCUGUAGAAAGAAAUGCUGCUCCUGAGAGUGUGAGGUGCUUCAGUCAUUUAGGCCAACAUUUCUAUCAUAUCAGGACACUGAAUCUUCCUCUGAAUUUCUAGAGGGAGGCUUUCCACCAGCACUGGGAAAUACCUAUGGGUCUUGAUGGGUGGGAAGGGUCCUACCCCAUCCUUCCAGAGGUGUUACUACCCUAAGGGAUUUUAAGUUACUCCAGACAGAGAGCUCUGGAGAAGGGUUAUAUUUAUGGUAGGCAAGCCCAGGUUGCCAUGGAUUUCUGGCUGCUGUGAUAGAUUUUCUGUUUCCCUAAGGAAACUGUAGCAGUGGGCAAUGUGGUGAUAAAUGGGAAAGACUGUGUUCCCUCAGUGGGAAGCAAGCUGCAGGUCUGGGGCAGAAAACCCCAGGGAGCACCCCUGGUUGAGGGCACCCCAUGUUCUCAGAUACAAAGGGUGUCUCUGUUUUUCCUACCUCUGCCUGCAGGAAAGGUGUCAGUGGGGUGUUGAAGCAGGUUCACCUCAAGGGCACAUUUUUUUUAAAUGAAAAACUCUGCAGAAGGAAGUGUGUUCAUAUCUGUGAUGCUUAUUUUUCUCUGAAGGAAGAGACAUUUUUAUUGUCCAUUGUAGUUAGUUAUUUACUAUGUAAUUAGUGGGUCUAGUUAAUCUUGCAUGUUUCAUCUCUUCAGGGACCAGAUGUCAAAGACAGCUUCAGAAAAAUUUGACAGCUCUAGUUUUCCUGCAACUUUGAUAAAAUGCUAUCAGCAGAACAUUUCCCUAAACUUGUCUCCAAUCUGUAUAGCCUUGAUAUUGCUCUUAGUUUCACAGGAGAAAUGAACCUGAGCUACUCUUCCUUGACCUUAGCAGGGUGAUAGCUAUACAGAAAAUGCUGUCUUCUCUCUGGGUCACGUGAAAAGCCUCUGGCAUGAGCUUGUGAGAACUGCUGUGGGCAGCAGAAGGUUGCUUGCCUAACUUCCAGCUGUGGAUGCUGUACAUCUACAAAGGACAAUUGCACCUUGAGCUGAGGCCAGUGUGCUUAUUUUCUAUCAAAGUUUGCAUUUUAAAUUAUUUGAUUUGGUAGGUUGUGCUCAAGUUCUGCUGUUAUCGCUUUAAACUGCACAAUUGGUGACAUGCACUAGUCCUCCGUCCUACAUAAUGAAUAUGAAGAUUUAAUACAGGAGAUAGUUAGAAAAGUGGAAGGUAAGAAAUAUGGUGUUCAGGAAUAGCCAAGGAUUGAUGAAAGAGCCCAAGACACUUAUGAAUGCAGAGAAAGGCUGGUGUGAAAGCCUGGCUCCCCUAGGACACUCACUGGGGUGUCCUGAGUGUUCCAGCCAAAGGGAGCACCCCAAGUGGGCAUGGAGGACAGCACCACAGCUGAGGUGGGCACCUGGAAUCACCUCCCAAGGAAUGUUUGAAGCCUGGAUAGUCCUGGACUUCUGGCCAGGCUCUCGUGAUCCACAAUCCAUCAGUGGAGAAAUCCUAAUGCAUGGAAGAGAGGAAGAAAGAGGCUGCUCUAACUGGCAGGUUCUCCCAACCACAUGUCCUUCUGGCAGCUACGUGGGUGUCAUGGGGAUUGAAGGAAAAGAAAGAUUAAAGCAACCGCUAUACCUAACCACUCUGCUUUGCUCUGAUAAGAUGCCAGAAUUAGAUGACUUCUACUGUAACAAGGUUCUUUGUGUGGGUGUAGCAGCCCCUCCCCAUACCUAGCGGAUACACUCCAGGGAAAUUUUGCAAGUGCGGUUUUAAGCUGCACUAACUUGCCUGAUGUAGGACGAUGCUCACUUUCUACCUAAACUUCCCAUUACUGAGUGCCUGCUGCUUGGAUGAACUGGGACCCACAUGCAGUCUCUAAAGGCUUGUCAUCUCAAGAAGUACUGAACUUGGACUUGGGAUAUUUUCCCAGAUGCAAGGCAUGCAUUACCAAAGACCCUGAACAUACCCGCAUGAGACCGGAAGGAUUUGCAGGGCAAUACAAAGCAAUGGGCUCUAGGGCUCCUUGUGCAGCUGGGAAUGCAGAGGAAGAUCUUCAGGGAGAGGCAGACUCUGUGGCUGUGGGCCAGCCAUGUCCCGAGCCUCGCCACGGAGAUGACACGAGGUCUGUGCUCCCUGAGACACGAGCUUGCUCCUACAGCAGCCUUGGUCCCAGAGCGCAGGACCAAAUGCACACGUUUUUAAUAAGCGACCGUGACAGAGACCCCCAGUGUAACCUGCAUUGCUCCAGGUCCCAGUCCAAACCCCUGUGUGCCUCUGAUGGCAGAACAUAUGAGUCGAUGUGUGACUACCAGAGAGCCAAAUGCCGUGAGCCGAGUCUGAGUGUGACACAUCGUGGCCGCUGCAAAGAUGCUGGCCAAAGCAAGUGUCGAUUAGAGAGAGCUCAAGCGCUGGAACAGGCAAAGAAGCCCCAGGAAGCAGUCUUCAUCCCAGAAUGCAAUGAGGAUGGAUCAUUCAUGCAGGUGCAGUGCCAUACCUACACUGGAUACUGCUGGUGUGUGACACCUGAUGGCAAGCCUAUUAGCGGCUCUUCUGUACAGAACAAAACUCCUGUAUGUUCAGGUUCUGUAACUGAUAAACCAUCAAGCCAGGGUAAUUCAGGAAGGAAAGUUUCUUUUCGAUUCUUUCUAACCCUCAAUUCAGAUGAUGGUUCGAAGCCAACGCCUACCAUGGAAACCCAGCCUAUUUUCGAUGGAGAAGAAAUCACAGCACCCACCCUUUGGAUUAAGCACUUGGUCAUCAAAGAUUCCAAAAUGAACAGCUCCAAUAUAAGGAAUUCAGAAAAAGUUGACUCCUGUGACCAGGAGAGGCAGAGCGCCCUGGAGGAGGCCCGGCAGAACCCGCGUGAGGGUAUCGUCAUCCCCGAGUGUGCUCCUGGAGGACUCUACAAACCAGUGCAAUGCCACCAGUCGACUGGGUACUGCUGGUGUGUCCUGGUGGACACAGGACGUCCCCUGCCUGGCACUUCCACUCGGUAUGAGACCCCAGUGUGUGAAAGCGAUGCCAGAUCAAAGAGCACAGAGGUUGAUGAUCCCUUCAAGGACAGAGAACUUCCAGGCUGCCCAGAAGGGAAGAAAGUUGAAUUUAUUACCAGCUUACUUGAUGCUCUGACUACGGACAUGGUACAGGCUAUUAACUCAGCAGCACCUACUGGGGGUGGGAGGUUCUCUGAGCCAGACCCCAGCCACACACUAGAGGAGCGAGUGGUACACUGGUAUUUCAGCCAGCUGGACAACAACAGCAGCAAUGACAUCAACAAGCGGGAGCUAAAGCCUUUCAAACGUUAUGUGAAGAAGAAAGCCAAGCCCAAGAAAUGUGCCCGGCGUUUCACUGACUACUGUGACCUCAACAAGGACAAGUCAAUCUCUCUUCAGGAGCUGAAAGGGUGUUUGGGAGUCAGCAAGGAAGGAGGUAGCCUGAGCAGUUUGCCUAAUGGAAAAAGACAAGGCCUUAACCCUUUCAGUCGCCUGGUGUAGCAGCAGAAGACAAGAAGGGAAGGCAGGAGCUGACCCAAAGGAAGAAAAGAUCCAGUGACAGAUGGACAGACACCUUGCUGCUUGUGAGCAAGCACGCAGCAUCAGCAACAUCCAGCGUAGCAGAAGUGGCACCCAGAACAUUUGCACUUUUAAAAAUUGAUUUGGGUUUGUUUUUAAUUGCUUUUCAGUGCCAUUAUCUAAUACUUUGGAAAGUGGAGGGAAGCAGGAUCAUGACUUUUUAAAAUUGGAACAGCUACUGAUGAUGUAAAAUUGAGUUCACUAGGACUCAAAGAAUUUUAUAUACUGUAUAUAAAUAUAUAUGUAAAUUGUACAGUUGUCUUGUACAGGGCUUGGAGUCACUGUUCUGUUCCUCCCUUUGCUUUUGAAGGCUAUUAGGGUUAGAGGGACACUUUGCAUUUAAUGGAUGAUAGUAAUGCUUUCAUUUCUGCCACCAAACCAUCAUUCAGCAGCAAGCCUUAAGAGCACCUCCAUGCAGAAAGGAGCCAGUGUAUCAGCAUGAAUUGUUCUUGCAGAUGUGCAUGCAGUGCCCCAGACACAAAAUGCUUCUUGAGAGCAGCUGAACCCCUUGUCUUUAAAACUCUCUGCAACUCAGGCAGUUGGGCUUUUGAGAGCACAGAUUUCAUGUAAGUAUUGGUGCACUGCAAAGCUGCUUAAAGUAGGGAUAGAAAAGGGUUGUAUUAGAGAAGUACAAAAGUAGUUUAUGCACUUGUUGCAGUUGGGCAGAAAUGAAAUACAAACGCAUUGCUAUUCAUGCUCAGAUAACAUGCUUAGCAAAGAUGUGCCAUGCCUCUGGAAUCUAAAGCUGUAGGAAGGAUGUGGAAGCCAUAGGCCUAGUAGAGUCAGUGGAGUGAAGUCUUGCAUCUUCCGCUCUGACAAAGUGUUCAUCUGUAUGUUGUACAGCAAUAAACAUUUUGAGAAGCCUGCUAAAAGCAGCACCAGCCUGCCUCGUGCUUUGCUGAAGAGCAAGGAACAUAUUUGUCAGUGCAGACAGACACAGUUGUGCUGCUGGUCCCCAAGAGUCUGCUUUACUUCUUUCAGCAGUACAGCCUGGGCCAUGCUCACUGGUGAAGGUCUGUCAGCAGUGACUUUUCAUGUCCUUGGUGGUUGUGAAUCCAAGCUCUCCUCCUGCACAGUGGUGUGCCUGCCCACUUUACCUGUUCUGCUGUUGCCAGUACCUCGUGGGUACUGUGGCACUGGGGUGUGAUUAGCAGUAACAGUGAAGGCUUGGAGUGAGGAGUCUGGUGUUCUUGGAGGCCACAGGGGCUGUGUCAACCCCUAGUAGUUUUACCAAAGUUGUUUCUUUGGCAGGGGUGCCCAUAUCAGCAAUCCUUGAUUGGGCAGAGUGUGAUGGGACACGCAGGGCUUUGCUUUGUGUAUUUCCAACCACUGGCAGCACUCACCCGUUCUGAGCAGCCUGCCACUUCAGACCUGAUGAUCCUUCUGUCACUUACCUCUGGACCAAGAACCUGCUAGAAGAAACUAUAGUGAAGGUGAUGAAAUGACAUGCUAAUACGAGAUCACACCAACAAUUACUUGUAAUAGCAAUAGGCUACUCUAGAGACUGGAGUCAUCCCUCAAGGCUCUGUUACUUUGGUAAAAGAUGACACAACACAGCAUCUUCACUCUAGGAUGUCAUCAUGACAAUAGCAUGAGAUAAAUACAUCAACAAAAAAAAAGUGUCCUGAUGCAGUAAGUUAGUGCUUGUUGACAAAAUGGAAAGUUAAAUAAAAGAAAAACUAACAAGCCUUUCUAUAAAUAACUGUUUAAGCAUAGUAAUAACUCUUCCUCUGGGAAGUAUAUUGGAGCUAAUUAAAAUAUAUGGCAGGUUCAAAACACUUCUGGUAAUAUCUGAAAUAUACAUGAUAAUAUAAAGAAGUCUUCUCUUUAGAAAGAGCAGAUCUUGCUGCUGGAUUUUCAUGGUUUCUCACAUACAAUGUAUGUGCUAUUUUGGCCCACAAGCUCCCACCUUCUUGAUUGCUUCUUCUCUUUUUGUUCUUUGGCUUUUGGUUUUAUUUUUGGGUUUUUUUGUUUGUUGUUUUUUUUUUUUAAUGCCCUUGGCACAUCUUUUGUGUGUUGAAAGAAGUUGAUUUAGUGUAUAGUUAGAAAUGUCCAUGUCACACUCACUAAUCCUACUGUUGGGAGUAAAGAAUGAAACCAACUGUAUAAAAAAAAAACCUUUCCAUUUUAAUAUUCUAGUUUUAGGAAUUAAAAGUUCUGGUUGCUGGGUUGUUUGGUGAUUUGGGGUUUUUUGGGGGUGGGGUUUUUCUUUGUUUGGUUGGGUGUUUUUAAAUUUAUAGUUAUUUCCAGCAGAAACUGCCAAUUGGAUGCCUCUGGGAAUUCUAUCAAGUACUGGGGCUGGGCAAUGCCCCACAAGAUUGUGGGGGGACUGCAGAGCUUCUAAAACUCACUGCAUCUUCUUCUGGAAAUAAACCAGCCAGUCACCACUCCUGUUUGUUACAUAAAUCCUUCUGCUGACCUCCUUUUUCUCAUCCUUGUGUCCUUCCCCUCCAAAAGGCCUGCAUUCACAUGUGGUUUGCAACUAAAAUUGGGUCAGUUCUUCAAGGAAGGCAAACAAGGGGUGGCUGUUGGUUAACUUUGGUAUUUGUGGGUAUUCCUGUUGCUAGGCCCAGGCUGACUUUAUGGUCAGACUUUAUGGAUAGAUUGGGGAUCAGGCAUUACAUUGCUUUCCCCUGUCAUAAGACAGUUCCAAGUCCUUGCAUCCUGACUGGUGAGUUUGCAUGGGUCUCUGAGCAGCUUCUGGCAAUGCUUGUACAUUGCCAUGGAAGGCCCAAGCAGCAUGAUGGUGUCAUGUCCAGGCAGAGGUUACUUGUUCUGGGUUUGUGUUGGAGCAUUGUGCAGACCAUACUGGUCCUGAUUCACAUAGCCCAUGCUGGGAGCUGUCCAACAACCUGUACUCACCAGAUGACAGCAGUGCCUCAGCUGCCCAUUUCCCCUCUUGGUUUUGUUCCCAAGUCCACCUGGCUGCUAGGCCAAUUUGUCCUUACCUGGUGGUUGUAAGCAGUCUGCUGCUGUGCCUUGCAUCAGUAGCAUCUUUCUGAAGCUGGGACACAGGAAGUGUCAGUGUUGUGUCUGAAAGCAGACCCUGAGCAUAUGUCUCCUCAUCCUUCAAAUCCUCCCGGGCCUCUCCAGCUCUGCUUUGAAUGACGGCUGAAAAUGGCUGGGACAGAGAAGAGAACCAGGACUUGACAGUGAAGCUCAUCUGUUUGUCCUUCCAGAAGUAAAAAAAUCUUUCCUUUCUUGCUGAUCUUCCAAGGGCAUAGUGUGUUGUAGGAAAUCGCAUUACAGUGGGAUUCGUGUGAAGGCACUGCUUUCCAUGGCCUGAGUUUAUAUGGAACUUACCCUGCCCCAGCACAUUUCUGCCUAUGGCAAAUUUGUUAAACUGAAAGGCAUCUGUUUGGUUUUG
Poecile atricapillus (Black-capped chickadee) is the source of this 7713-nucleotide messenger RNA. It is a transcript of the gene SMOC1, whose product is annotated as SPARC related modular calcium binding 1. Gene Ontology annotation, cellular component: basement membrane. NCBI's taxonomy places the organism in Eukaryota, Metazoa, Chordata, Aves, Passeriformes, Paridae. Bases 2625 to 4268 code for a protein of 547 amino acids. The record is from RefSeq and is a predicted model, not a curated record. The transcript has 17 exons. Gene Ontology annotation, molecular function: calcium ion binding; heparin binding; protein binding. Gene Ontology annotation, biological process: extracellular matrix organization.